AUGGACGUGGACAUGGACGUGGACGUGGACGUGGACGUGGACAUGGACGUGGACAUGGACGUGGACAUGGACGUGGACAUGGACGUGGACGUGGACAUGGACGUGGACAUGGACGUGGACAUGGACGUGGACGUGGACAUGGACGUGGACAUGGACGUGGACAUGGACGUGGACGUGGACGUGGACGUGGACAUGGACGUGGACAUGGACGUGGACAUGGACGUGGACAUGGACGUGGACGUGGACGUGGACGUGGACAUGGACGUGGACGUGGACGUGGACAUGGACGUGGACGUGGACAUGGACGUGGACAUGGACGUGGACAUGGACGUGGACGUGGACAUGGACGUGGACAUGGACGUGGACAUGGACGUGGACGUGGACGUGGACGUGGACGUGGACGUGGACAUGGACGUGGACGUGGACGUGGACGUGGACAUGGACGUGGACAUGGACGUGGACAUGGACGUGGACAUGGACGUGGACAUGGACGUGGACGUGGACGGACGUGGACGUGGACAUGGACGUGGACGUGGACGUGGACGUGGACAUGGACGUGGACAUGGACGUGGACAUGGACGUGGACGUGGACAUGGACGUGGACAUGGACGUGGACAUGGACGUGGACGUGGACGUGGACAUGGACAUGGACGUGGACAUGGACGUGGACAUGGACGUGGACAUGGACGUGGACGUGGACAUGGACGUGGAAUGGACGUGGACGUGGACGUGGACGUGGACAUGGACGUGGACAUGGACGUGGACAUGGACGUGGACGUGGACGUGGACAUGGACAUGGACGUGGACAUGGACGUGGACAUGGACGUGGACAUGGACGUGGACGUGGACGUGGACGUGGACAUGGACGUGGACAUGGACGUGGACAUGGACGUGGACAUGGACGUGGACAUGGACGUGGACAUGGACGUGGACGUGGACGUGGACAUGGACGUGGACGUGGACAUGGACGUGGACAUGGACGUGGACGUGGACGUGGACGUGGACGUGGACGUGGACGUGGACAUGGACGUGGACGUGGACGUGGACAUGGACGUGGACGUGGACAUGGACGUGGACAUGGACGACGUGGACGUGGACAUGGACGUGGACGUGGACGUGGACGUGGACAUGGACGUGGACAUGGACGUGGACAUGGACGUGGACGUGGACAUGGACGUGGACAUGGACGUGGACAUGGACGUGGACGUGGACGUGGACAUGGACGUGGACGUGGACAUGGACGUGGACGUGGACGUGGACGUGGACAUGGACGUGGACAUGGACGUGGACAUGGACGUGGACAUGGACGUGGACAUGGACGUGGACGUGGACACGUGGACUGGACGUGGACAUGGACGUGGACAUGGACGUGGACGUGGACGUGGACGUGGACGUGGACGUGGACAUGGACGUGGACAUGGACGUGGACGUGGACGUGGACGUGGACGUGGACGUGACAUGGACGUGGACAUGGACGUGGACAUGGACGUGGAUGGACGUGGACAUGGACGUGGACAUGGACGUGGACGUGGACGUGGACGUGGACGUGGACGUGGACAUGGACGUGGACAUGGACGUGGACAUGGACGUGGACGUGGACGUGGACAUGGACGUGGACAUGGACGUGGACGUGGACGUGGACGUGGACGUGGACGUGGACGUGGACGUGGACGUGGACAUGGACGUGGACACGUGGACGUGGACAUGGACGUGGACGUGGACGUGGACGUGGACAUGGACGUGGACGUUGGACGUGGACAUGGACGUGGACGUGGACAUGGACGUGGACAUGGACGUGGACAUGGACGUGGACGUGGUGGACGUGGACAUGGACGUGGACAUGGACGUGGACUGGACGUGGACAUGGACGUGUGA
Molecule: messenger RNA, 1875 nt
Organism: Closterium sp. NIES-65
Lineage: Eukaryota; Viridiplantae; Streptophyta; Zygnematophyceae; Desmidiales; Closteriaceae
Source: the annotation of a GenBank genome assembly